CGGUUUCAGUGUGACGGAGACGAUGUUUGCAUUACGUGACCAAAGCAUCGAACGUCGUCUGUCUGCCUGUUGCCUUCAGUGCUGUACGUGACGCCGUUCAUUAUCAAUCUCGCAGUGACAAGACAGUGUUUCUAUCUGUUGUGAUUCCAAUUCGAUGGAGAUGUUAAUUUGUUAGCUAUCGUAUUGCUCAGAGAACUUUGAACCCGGUGCAAUCUUGAUAGAAGUCAUGUCCGAACAAUCGAAGACUGUAUUUAACGAGGAGAACCUCAUCGAUCAGGUGUACCUGCAUCGUUGUCUGUACGAUAACAAUGCCGAAGGAUACAAGGACCAAGUCAGACGCAAUCAAGCGUGGGACGAAAUCGGCCGACAUAUGAACGUGAAAAGAGAACAAGCCAAAGAUACGUGGGAAAAGUUGCGACGAUGUUUCAUGAAUGCCAUCAAGCGAAGAAAAACCAAACAGCUGCACCCGUGGCGGUUCGAAGAGCGAAUGUCCUUUCUGUACAAUCACAUUGACCCGUCGAAAAUGUAUUGCAAACUUGAUUCUGGCGAGCAACCGUACUAUUCGGAAACAGACGACAGUCAACUGGUGGACGAUAUUGAAGCCACCGAUUCCAGAGUGUAUGAUGACAGUUUGACUAGAGAAGCUUCGGAAAUGACCACAUCCAUCAAACGAGAGGAAAAUUCCGAUGGAUGCUAUGGCUCGGAGCAGGAUCAGAAUCAAUCCGUUAUGAGAUUUCUCAAGCCAACGGCAAUUUCAAAUGGUUCAAUGAGUGAUAAUGAUUCCUUUCAAGACAAGCGACCGAUAUCUGCGGUCGACCCACAAUCUGAACCGUCAGAUGCCGAGGAAUGUAACCCUUUCAAACGCGACUUGGAUGAUGAACCGGACAAUCUCACACGGAGAACAAAAAAACAUAAAAAAUCACGCGAGGUACCCGUUGAAAGUGCGCCUAUUUUAUCAUCGAUUGGCAAUGAAAAAGACGACAUCGACUUAUUCUUUCAAAGUAUGGCCACAACGACGAAAACUUUGACACCGAUUGAUCAAGCCAAAAUCAAACUACAAAUUAGCCAGAUUGUGCUGGGAGCGCAGAUUGUACAGUUACAAAGGUCUACGAAGUAGAAAACGGUUAUUCAACGAAGAAAACGGUGUUAUGUAAAAAAAAAUGAUAAUGUGUAGAUACUGCUUAUAGUCUUAUGGAAUUAGAAUAAGCGAUUUGUUUAAGUGCACAGUUGUAAUAAAAUAAUUUCAAUGUAGAAAAUGUA
This is a messenger RNA of Aedes aegypti (yellow fever mosquito), 1260 nucleotides long. RefSeq lists its product as uncharacterized. Gene Ontology annotation, molecular function: DNA binding. Gene Ontology annotation, cellular component: nucleus; transcription regulator complex. Bases 227 to 1117 code for a protein of 296 amino acids. The record is from RefSeq and is a predicted model, not a curated record. The transcript has 2 exons. NCBI's taxonomy places the organism in Eukaryota, Metazoa, Arthropoda, Insecta, Diptera, Culicidae. Gene Ontology annotation, biological process: regulation of transcription by RNA polymerase II.